CGCCCAGCGCUUUUGGAAUCUGUCGCGGCCCCUUUCGCGCGCUGGAAGACUCGGCGCUCCGUGGGCGUCUGUCAGCCUGUCUUCCGGUUUCGGUGCUGCCACAGGAGCGCCUGCCGAGCGCCAAGUAACCGAUGGAGAUGGCGGCCGCGCCGGUGUGAUGAACCGUGGAGGCCCAGAGCCCGUGCCAAGGCUUCUCCCACGGACUCCAGUGAGGAAACCUCGCCCAGGGCCAUGAUACCACUUGCACAUCAUCUGUGUGCUGCCUGGUUAAGUUAAUGCUGCGGGAGCCCUGGUCCUUUGCGGAGGAAUCCAGCUGAGGGUUGGCAUGAGGCUCCUGCCUUGUGCGGGUUGAGAGGGACACUGUCAUGGCCUCUCUGGAUGACCCAGGAGAAGUGAGGGAGGGCUUCCUCUGCCCUUUGUGCCUGAAGGACCUACAGUCUUUCUAUCAGCUUCAGUCCCAUUAUGAAGAAGAGCACUCCGGGGAAGACCAUGAUGUCAAAGGGCAAAUUAAAAGUCUUGUCCAGAAGGCUAAGAAAGCAAAGAACAGGCUGUUGAAACGAGAAGGAGAGGACCGAGCCGAAUCAGGGACCCAAGGAUAUGAGUCUUUCAGUUAUGGAGGGGUUGAUCCUUACAUGUGGGAACCCCAGGAGCUUGGAGCUGUGAGAAGCCAUCUUUCUGACUUCAAAAAACACCGAGCUGCCAGGAUUGACCACUAUGUUGUUGAAGUCAAUAAAUUAAUAAUCAGGUUAGAGAAGCUCACUGCAUUUGACAGAACGAAUACUGAGUCGGCUAAGAUCCGAGCAAUAGAGAAGUCCGUGGUGCCUUGGGUCAAUGACCAGGAUGUCCCUUUUUGUCCAGACUGUGGGAAUAAGUUUAGCAUCCGUAACCGCCGUCACCACUGCCGCCUCUGCGGGUCUAUUAUGUGCAAGAAGUGUAUGGAGCUCAUCAGCCUUCCCUUGGCAAACAAGCUCACCAGUGUCAGCAAGGAUUCCCUGAGCACCCACACCAGCCCCAGCCAGUCACCCAACAGUGUGCAUGGCUCCCGCCGGGGCAGCAUUAGCAGCAUGAGCAGCGUGAGCUCCGUCUUGGACGAGAAGGAUGACGACAGGAUCCGCUGCUGCACACAUUGCAAGGACACGCUGCUCAAGAGAGAGCAACAGAUGGAUGAGAAGGAGCACACCCCGGACAUUGUGAAACUCUAUGAGAAAUUACGCCUUUGCAUGGAGAAAGUUGACCAAAAAGCUCCUGAAUACAUCAAGAUGGCAGCAUCAUUAAAUGCUGGAGAAACAACCUACAGUCUGGAACAUGCCAAUGACCUUCGAGUAGAAGUGCAAAAAGUAUACGAGUUAAUAGAUGCUUUAAGUAAGAAGAUCUUAACCUUAGGCUUGAACCAGGAUCCUCCGCCACAUACAAACACUUUGCGGCUGCAGAGGAUGAUCAGAUACUCAGCGACACUUUUUGUGCAGGAAAAGUUGCUUGGUUUGAUGUCACUGCCAACGAAAGAACAGUUUGAGGCACUGAAGCAGGAGGUGGAGAAGAAGAGGAUCCUGGAGAAACAGGCUGCCCUGGAAUCCCAGCGAAGGCUUGAGGAAAGGCGGAGGGACCUGCCAUCUCGUGCCAAUGGGGAGGUGGCAUCCCUUCGCAGGGGCCAUGUCCCCUUGAGAAAGGCUGAGGGCUGGCUCGCCCUGUCAGGAGGCCAAGGGGAGAGCGAGCACUCGGACCCCCUCCUACAGCAGAUCCACAACAUCACGUCGUUUAUCAGGCAGGCCAAGGCCGCAGGCCGGACAGACGAAGUGCGCACACUGCAGGAGAACCUGCAGCAGCUGCAGGACGAGUACGACCAGCAGCAGACAGAGAAGGCCAUCGAGCUGUCCCGGAAGCAGGCUGAGGAGGAGGACCUGCAGCGGGAGCAGCUGCAGAUGCUAUGUGAACGUGAGUGGGAACGAGAAAGGGAGCAGUUCCAGGCAGCAUCCCUGCACACACGGACCCGGUCCCUGGACUUCCAAGAAGUCAGGCCUUUUCAGCUGGAGCCCAGCAGACAGCCUCGCACCCACCUUGCUCAUGCUUUGGAUCUGGGCUCCUCCCCCAUUCAGAGCAGUGCGGCUCCCAAGACCCCUUCACCCAGCUCAGCUCUCGAGCCCCUCCGAGUGUGGUCUGGGCCCCCAGUGCUUGGCCCGGAAUUGCUCCCCCAGAGCACCUCAUCGCAGUCACAUGGGGUCCCCUCCCUAAACCCCUUUGAGGAGGAGGACCUCUCCAGCCCGGCUGCAGAGGGCUCUAGCAGCCCUCCUGCUACAGAGCCUUCUUUCGGCUCUUCAUCCCGCAUCCUCAAAGAUUACAAUCCUUUUGAGGAAGAGGAGGAAGAGGAGGCAGUGGAAGGGAAUCCCUUCACUAACUCAGACAGCCCAGCACCCACCCCUUUCGAGGAGGAAGACGAGCGUCCUCACCAGACGCACGCAAGCCCUCCUGUUCCUGGCAACCCCUUCGAGGAAGCCGUCGGUACCAACCCCUUCGAGCUGGACAGUGACGGUGGGCCUGAGGGCGAGGAGCCCAUAGAAGAGGAGCUCCUCCUGCAGCAGAUCGAUAACAUCAAGGCGUACAUCUUUGACGCCAAGCAAUGCGGCCGCCUGGACGAGGUGGACGUGCUGACGGAGAACCUGCGGGAGCUGAAGCGCACCCUGGCCAAACAGAAGGGGGGCGCUGGCUGACCAGCCGGUGGGCAGGGCACCGUUGUGUCCAGGGCCUGGCAGGAGCCAGUGGAGCAGGAGAGAGGGCUGGUGGGGUUGAUGGGAAGGAGGAAGGGUAAGAAUUAAGAUGCACACAGGUUAGGGGAGGAAAUCUGCUAUUUCGUGCUGUGCAUCUGGAGGUUUUUCCAUUAUAGCUGAAUAAUAAAAUGGGAACUAGAACAGGAAGAAUCAGCAUUCAUUUGCUGGGGUUUUUUCCUGUUUUUUUUUUUCAUUUUGUUUUUGUUUUUUUUUUAAUUGGGUUUUCCCUUUAGAGGACUUAAAAUUUUCACUACUGAGAUAAAACUAAAUGCAAUUCUGUUGGGCCCAGUCCAGAGAUGGCUACUGGUUCAUUUGCUCCUACCUAGUCUUUGGUCAUUAUGCAGUAUUACAGGGCAGCCUUUAUAGGGCCCUUCCUUUAGCCAAGACGGACGGACAAGAUGGAUUUCUUUAAACCUUACUCUACUCUGGCAGAAGUCUGUCCCCAUUAGACUGUGGUUUCCUUUCGUUUGGGGCUUCCUCUGCCCUGCUGGGUACAUCCUGCCUGUGCAAUGGAAGGGAGAGGCAUUGCUGAGAAGGCACUAGUUUAGACCCCGGAGAGCCCAGCACCUCUUUUUAAGAGGGGGUAACGGGGAACGAGGUUUCACCAGGGUCUGUUUCCCUCUGUUGAAGUUCUUGUUUGUCUCUUUUAGGAAGUCAGACUCCCAGCGCUGGGUAGCUCUGUGAGUCUGACCGUGAGCUUUUUAGAAAACAGAGGUGGUUCACUUUAUGGUUGAUCGAGGUAGUAAUAUUUGGGAGAAGAGUCUCCACCCAAAUGUUGCUCUGUUGAAACUGAAUGACUGCUGGAACAAUUGUCUGUCCUUGGAGAAACCUCUAGAGCUUUGGCAAAAUUACAUGGACCUGGAAUUCUUCAGAGGGCCCCGUCUAUAACUUAGGAAUUGGUGACCAGGAAGCUUUUGUGGCACAUUGUCGGGAAUGUUGUCAGGAAGCUGCCCUAAGUCAGAAGAUAAAUAUAAUUUCUAAGCCUAGCUGAUCAACCUUCUUCCCUCCUCGUUCACCCUGUCCUGACUUGGGGCACUGGUGAGAUACUUUCUUCCCAAUGUUUAGCACUAAGAAACUAAAGUGUCAGAAGAGGCACAACCCUGAACCAUUUUGGUACCACUGUAGUAUGUGAACUCUUCAUCAAUUAAGGACAAAAAGGGAAAUUAUUAAUUUAGCUCUGGUGCUUUGGUUACAGGAACAUAACCCUUAACUGACAUCUGACAUCGUGAUACCUAAGUGUGCUCAGCUGUGGGUAGAGUUCCUGCAGUUACACUUGUUAAUUAAUGAACAAUAACUGACCACUAGUCACUUUAUUCCCCUUAACUGACUGGGUCAGACUCUCACUGGUUACUGGUGUGAGGGCUCCAAUUCAUUUUGUUACGUGCUGGGAAGACCCCGGUUGAUCUUGGGAAUGUUUGAAAAACAUUGUGGUAUUACAAUAAUCUGUAUUUGUGUUGACACUAUUCACAGUUCGUUAGCACCCACUGGAUCUUUGGCUGAAUGAAAAGGUCCUGUAUAGGGGUGUGGGAAUGGGGAGUUGGUGGAGGGUUUGUGGUGGACCCUUUGCAUUGGGGUUCUGUUCACAAAGGAAUGUGAGUGGGAUACUCACGUCAGCCAGUUACCAACCUUGCUGACUGGUAGUUUUGGCAAGUUGGCAAUCAGGCAUCUAAAAUGUUGCCUGCUAUAGGUGUCCAUUCCCUUCCUGCUGGAAUUCUGGAGGGUUUUAUGGAUGUCUACAUGCCUCUCUCGCUCAGUCUGUCAUUUCUCUCUGACUGAAGAGGAGGAAGCUGUCUGCACCAAAAAGCAGGUAGUUCCAGAAGCUAAAUGCUGCUUUUCAUCAUAAUUUUCUUAUGAGACUAUCUCUUUUAAUUAGCUGAUAGUUUCAGUUAAGACUGGUUUACUAAACAUACCCUUCCCCUGAAAUCAAUCAUGUGUAAGUAACUAAGAGCAUUGAGAAAGACAGGUAAGAAACAUUUUUAAAACUAAAAAAAAAAAAAAAAAUUCAAAUAUCCUAAACCAAACUAAAACCCUCUGAUGUGAUUGAAUUCUUCCAUGGCUGUACUCUUCCAUGAAUUCUUCCAUUUAAUUCUCCCAUGGCUAUAUUCUCCUCUAAUCAUAGACGUGACAGGAGUUAGAAUUCUCUGUCCCUCAACAGUACCAUUUCCCAGAAUUCACACAGGCACAAAGUUGGAUUUCAGAGAUGGGUUAACGUCAGGGAAAAGGUGGCCUGUGAAUUGCAACCGCAACUUCACGUUCUUACCUCAUGGGAAUAUUUCACCUUUCUUGCACUCCUUCAGGCAGAUGGUACCCUUCGUUGGAAAAUGAGCAAGUUCUUCAUAGGGCGUUGGCAAAUCUCCCUAGAUACAGAUCAUAUAUGGAAGAGACUUUAAGGAUUCAGGCAUCAAAUGAAGUUGGCUUUUCCUUUUUAUGCCUUGUUUUUAUUUUUCCCUAACACACUAAAGACUUUUACUCAUUGUACUUGCAGCUCAAUGUGUCUUUGCUGUUCAUAUACUAAAAUGUACCUGAGUCUUCAUGAGCCACGUGAUAGGUUGGACAUUGGCAUAGUUAGGUGAUGGGACUCAAAGUGAGAAGCUGGUCUCUUUACCAGGUCACAGACUGGUAGUAGAUUGUGCUGGUCAUCUGACAGUGAUGGACAGUUUAAGGGUCACUGAUUUGCAUGCACUACUCUGGGGCCUUGUAUUGGAACCUUUUUAAAAAAAUAAAAUAACAAAUGUCA
Molecule: messenger RNA, 5499 nt
Organism: Rhinolophus ferrumequinum (greater horseshoe bat)
Lineage: Eukaryota; Metazoa; Chordata; Mammalia; Chiroptera; Rhinolophidae
Gene: RBSN
Product: rabenosyn, RAB effector
Exons: 12
Coding region: 366-2705 (779 amino acids)
Molecular function (GO): metal ion binding
Source: RefSeq, a predicted model, not a curated record